AUGAGCCCUUCAACCCUCGUCACCUUACACAUGGCCCUUCCAACCCUCGUCACUUACACAUGGCCUUCAACCCUCGUCACCCACAUGGCCCUUCAACCCUCGUCACCUUACAUGCCCUUCAGCCCUGUCACCACACAUGGCCCUUCCAGCCUCGUCACCCCCAUGGCCCUUCCAACCCUCGUCACCACAUGGCCCUUCAACCUCGUCACCUUACACAUGGCCCUUCCAACCUCGUCACCGACCACAUGGCCGUUCCAGCCCUCGUCACCUUACACAUGGCCCCUUCCAGCCCUCGUCACCUUACACAUGGCCCUUCAGCCCUCGUCAUACAUGACCCUUCCAGCCCUCGUCACCUUACAUGACCCUUCCAGCCCUCGUCACCUCCACACUGACCCUUCAGCCCUCGUCCCUUGCCAGCCUUCAGCCCUCGUCACCUUACACUGGCCCUUCCGGCCCUCGUCACUUACACGCAGGCCCUUCAGCCCUCGUCACCUUACACACAUGGCCCUUCCAGCCCUCGUCACCUUACACAUGGCCCUUCCAGCCCUCGUCACGCCACGCCCCUUCCAGCCCCGUCACCUUACAUGGCCCUUCAGCCCUCGUCACCCUUACAUGGCCUUCAGCCCUCGUCACCUUACACAUGACCCUUCAGCCCUCGUCACCUUACACAUGACCCUUCAGCCUGUCCUUACAUGCUUCCCUGUCACUUUACACAUGACCCUUCCAGCCCUGUCACCUUACACAUGA
Molecule: messenger RNA, 747 nt
Organism: Homarus americanus (American lobster)
Lineage: Eukaryota; Metazoa; Arthropoda; Malacostraca; Decapoda; Nephropidae
Product: DNA-directed RNA polymerase II subunit RPB1-like
Exons: 1
Coding region: 1-747 (248 amino acids)
Source: RefSeq, a predicted model, not a curated record